Raphanus sativus (radish) is the source of this 1332-nucleotide messenger RNA. RefSeq lists its product as uncharacterized. The record is from RefSeq and is a predicted model, not a curated record. NCBI's taxonomy places the organism in Eukaryota, Viridiplantae, Streptophyta, Magnoliopsida, Brassicales, Brassicaceae. Gene Ontology annotation, molecular function: protein binding. The transcript has 6 exons. Bases 26 to 1174 code for a protein of 382 amino acids.
UUCAUUAACAUAGAUACCUUAAAAUAUGAGUAAUCAUUACACAAACACCGUUUCUGCUGUUUUUGUCUUGUUUUUUCUCGUCAUCUCAUCUGCCUCUUCAAGUUCCUUCAUACGGCAAUACACAGAUGACAUCAAAACAAACUUUCAACAGGAGAAUGGAGCAGUACCAGACGCAAUCCAGGGAGAAGCGCAUUACUUACGUAAACAUGAUCAAGAGAUCUCGUCACGUGACUAUAAAGUCUCAGCUUCAAACACAGUGAAGGGUCUAAGAGAUCGUCCUCCAUCUUCUUACUCUCUGAAGAUGGAGUCUUUUAACACGCUCCUCAAGUCAACCAACGCAGACAAAUAUGUUUCACGUCCUUUCUCGGCUGCUGGCUAUAAGUGGACACUUGUUGUGUACCCCAACGGGAACAAGAAUGAUAAUGGUGCAGGUUACCUUUCGCUUUACGUAGCCAUAGACAACUCAACUCUCUCUCCACACCAAGAGGUUUACGUGGAUCUCAGGUUUUACGUCUUCAACAGGGUAGAGAAGAAGUACCUCACGAUCCAAGAUACCGAUGGAUGGAGGUUUAGUUUUUUCAAAACGAUGUGGGGGUUCUCUCAGGUUCUCCCUGUUAAUACAUUUAAAGACUCAAACAACGGAUACCUAUACGAUGGAGAUCACUGCGAGUUUGGUGUUGAUGUGACCACUCCCACUGUCUCUAAAGAAUCCGAACUUUUCACUGUUACUGACAAGUUCAAUAACGCCAAGUACAUAUGGACUAUUCAGAAGUUCUCCACCUUGCUCAAAGAUAUUUACUACUCUGAUGUAUUUUCCAUUGGAGGAAGAAGAUGGAAUAUAAAAGUGUAUCCCGGUGGUAGUGCCACGGGAAAGGGAAAAGCUGUGUCCAUAUUCCUUGUCCUUAAUGAGAACGAGAAAUUAAGACCCUAUGAGAAAAUUUAUGUUGGAGCCAAGCUUCGAGUUCUUAACCAACGCAACCUCAAUAACGUCGAAAAGACAAUUGAUAAUUGGUUCAUUGGUCCGGCAUAUGGAUAUGGAUCUGGUUGGGGUUAUAAUGAAUUUAUCCCAUUCUCUGAUCUCAAAGAUUCAUCAAAGGGUUUUCUUGUGAACGAUAUAUUGAAGGUUGAAGUCGAAAUUGAAGCCAUUUCUUCAACCAAGUACUUCCCUAGUUAGAUUUUCUCUAACCAUGGAUGGAACUUGCAACUCUAUGUGUGUUUGCUUUGUCAUAAAAACCACCUAAAAUAAUAAGUUUGUGUUUGCGUUUCAAAUAAGUUAAAGUUCGUAUUCUCAGCAUAUAUAUGCUUUUUAAAUAUUAAUUGUGUUCAUGGAAA